Molecule: messenger RNA, 1668 nt
Organism: Torulaspora delbrueckii
Lineage: Eukaryota; Fungi; Ascomycota; Saccharomycetes; Saccharomycetales; Saccharomycetaceae
Gene: DED81
Product: asparagine--tRNA ligase DED81
Exons: 1
Coding region: 1-1668 (555 amino acids)
Biological process (GO): asparaginyl-tRNA aminoacylation
Cellular component (GO): cytoplasm
Molecular function (GO): ATP binding; nucleic acid binding; asparagine-tRNA ligase activity
Source: RefSeq, a predicted model, not a curated record
AUGUCAUUGUACGUUAACGAAAGUGUCGGUGUGGACGAAACUACGGCUUGUGGAAGUCAGGAAAAGCCAUAUGCAACACCAGCUUUUGCGCUGUUUGCAUACCAGGGUCAACAAGGCCAGGAUGCUGCUGAACCCAAACUGUUUGUGUUUAAGAGUGAGGAAAAUGAGUACCAGGAAAUCUCUGCAUCUGCAUUGAAGAAAGCGCGUAAGGGUUGUAGUGGUUUGAUCAAAAAGGCCGUUAAGCAGAAAGAAGAGCAGGCCAGGAAAGAGCAGCAGGAUGCUGACAAUGCAGCUAAACAGAUGGCUGCUUUGAACAUCAAGAUCGAAGAGGAUAAAUCUUUACCUGCGGCUAAGAAAUUCAAGGUUGGCCAGUCCUAUGAGCAUGUUGGCGAGAGAGUCAAACUUUCUGGUUGGAUUCACAGACUACGUUCUAACAAGAAGGUUGUCUUUGUGGUUUUGAGAGACGGUACUGGAUUCAUCCAGUGUGUUUUGGCUGGCGAUCUGGCUGUUGCACAACAGACUGUGGAUUUGACUUUGGAAUCUAGUGUUGUGCUGUAUGGUACAGUGACCAAGGUUCCCGAGGGUAAGAGUGCUCCAGGUGAUGUUGAAUUGGUCGUUGACUACUACGAGAUCGUUGGCUUGGCUCCUUCUGGUGAGGAGGCCUUCACCAACAAGAUUGCAGAAGGUGCUGACCCUUCGCUAUUAUUGGACCAACGUCACCUAACUUUGAGAGGUGAGACCAUUUCCGCUGUUAUGAAAGUUCGUGCAGCUCUACUGAAAUCUAUUAGACGUGUUUACGAUGAAGAAAAUAUAACGGAAGUGACUCCACCAUGCAUGGUGCAAACCCAAGUCGAAGGUGGUUCUACUCUUUUCAAGCUGGACUACUACGGUGAAGAAGCCUUUUUGACCCAGAGUUCACAAUUGUAUUUGGAGACCUGUUUGGCUGCUCUAGGUGACGUUUACACCAUCCAGGAAUCCUUCCGUGCUGAGAAGUCCCACACUAGAAGGCAUUUGUCUGAGUACACUCAUAUUGAAGCAGAAUUAUGUUUCUUGAGCUUUGAUGAACUUUUGGACCACAUCGAAAGAUUGGUGAUCAAUUCUGUGCAAUACGUUUUGGAGGAUCCAGUCUCUGGUCCUUUAGUCAAGCAAUUGAACCCCAAAUUCCAAGCUCCAAAGGGUCCUUUCUUGAGACUGGAUUACAAGGAUGCUAUUCAAUGGUUAAAUGAUCAUGAUGUCAAGAAUGAAGACGGUGAACCGUUUAAAUUUGGUGACGAUAUCGCCGAAGCUGCUGAGAGAAAGAUGACUGACACCAUCGGUGUUCCAAUCUUCUUGAUCAGAUUUCCGGUCGAGAUCAAAUCUUUCUACAUGCAACGUUGUAAGGAUGAUCCCCGUGUCACCGAGUCUGUCGAUGUUCUAAUGCCAAAUGUCGGUGAAAUCACCGGUGGUUCCAUGAGAAUUAAGGACACCGAAGAACUAAUGGAAGGCUUCAAACGUGAAGGCAUUGAUCCAAAGGCCUACUACUGGUUCGUCGACCAAAGAAAAUACGGUACCUGUCCUCACGGUGGUUACGGUAUCGGUACCGAGCGUAUUCUUGCCUGGUUAUGUGACAGAUUCACAGUCAGAGACUGCUCCUUGUACCCACGUUUCUCCGGUAGAUGUAAACCAUAA